Molecule: messenger RNA, 2113 nt
Organism: Scleropages formosus (Asian bonytongue)
Lineage: Eukaryota; Metazoa; Chordata; Actinopteri; Osteoglossiformes; Osteoglossidae
Gene: acat2
Product: acetyl-CoA acetyltransferase 2
Exons: 9
Coding region: 235-1419 (394 amino acids)
Molecular function (GO): acyltransferase activity, transferring groups other than amino-acyl groups
Source: RefSeq, a predicted model, not a curated record
GGACGGACCACUUUGUGCCUCGUAGUGCAAACAGUGGCACCAGUUUGUUUCUCUGCGUUCGGUGGGUGUGUGUAUUUCUGUUGCAUCCCGGAAAGUCAAACAUGAUCUGUUAGCAGGUCGCGGUCAGGGGCCGGUGACGUACAGCCACGUCGGUUCAGUGAGAUUCUCUCAGACGAGCUGGUUUGCAGCUGCUCUCCCGCACGGCGCACCGGGACCCUCCUCCGUUCUGCGGCCAUGGACCACGACGUAGUGCUCGUUUCUGCCGCCAGGACCCCCAUAGGGUCCUUCAAUGGCGUCCUGUCCGGCGUCCCCCUGUCAGAGCUGGGCUCUACGGUGAUCCGCGAGGUUCUGCGAAGGGCCCACGUGGAGCCUCAGGAGGUGUCUGAGGUCAUCAUGGGUCACGUUCUCACGGCAGGCCAUGGGCAGAACCCGACACGGCAGGCCAGCGUGGCGGCCGGCAUUCCCUACUCCGUUCCUGCCUGGAGUUGCCAGAUGGUGUGUGGGUCCGGCCUGAAGGCCGUGUGGCUGGGUGUCCAGGCCAUCCGCACUGGGGAGGCGGCUGUGGUGGUGGCUGGAGGCAUGGAGAGCAUGAGCAGGGCCCCCCACUUGAUCCACAUGCGCUCUGGAAUGAAGAUGGGAGAUGCUACUCUGCAGGACUCCAUGCUGUGCGAUGGGCUGACAGACGCCUUCCACAAUUGCCACAUGGGCAUCACAGCGGAGAAUGUGGCCAAGCAGUGGGCUGUGAGUCGCGAGGACCAGGACCGCUUUGCUGUGUUGUCCCAGAACCAAACGGAAGCUGCACAGAAGGCCGGUCACUUUGACCAGGAGAUCGUCGCUGUUACGGUUCCGUCCAGAAAAGGUCCAGUGGAGGUGAAAGCGGACGAGUUCCCGCGACACGGCAGCAACCUGGACGCCAUGUCCAAACUGAAGCCGUGCUUCCUGAAGGACGGUUCGGGAACAGUGACCCCAGGGAACGCCUCGGGGGUCAACGAUGGUGCUGCAGCCACUGUUCUCAUGACCAUGUCUGAAGCUCAUCGCAGGGGUUUGAAGCCGAUGGUCAGAAUCACGUCGUGGGCUCAAGUGGGCAUCGACCCCACCAUCAUGGGCACAGGCCCCAUCCCAGCCAUUCGGAAGGCAGUGGAGAAGUCAGGAUGGCACCUGGAGCAGGUGGACCUGUUUGAAAUCAACGAGGCCUUUGCAGCACAAUCGCUCGCCGUGGUGCGGGAGCUCGGCCUCAGCCCAGAUAAGGUGAACAUCAGUGGCGGCGCCAUCUCGCUGGGACAUCCCAUCGGCAUGUCUGGCUGCCGUGUCCUGGUGACACUCGUACACGCACUGCAGAGGACUGGCGGGAAGAGGGGAGUUGCUGCACUCUGCAUCGGAGGAGGAAUGGGCGUGGCCAUGUGCAUCGAGAGAGCAUGAGGUCACCUACAGACGGGUUCGACACUCUUCCAGUAGUGCCGAAUGCUUUACUAGUCUUCCUCCGAAGUGCCAAACGAGACCCAUAUGGACCUUGAACUGCCAAAAUUGGUGUGACCCAGUAGUGUUGACACCGCAUUUGUCUCUGCAUUAAAACUAAAUGUCGGGGGGGAAGCCGAUUAACUGAUUGAUGUUCUUUCAUAAAAUUUUGCACUUCAAACAUUCCUUAAUGUCGUUUUGACACUAGUUUAAUGAGGAGGCUCUUGGACUUGACGGUAGUUCCAGGCAAGGUGGGGCUCCAGCUCCAGGGUCACUGUGUUUUCUGCAGGGCCAGCAGAUGGCAGAGUGGUUAGAACACCUGUGUUGCAGUCAGGUCCCACCUUUGAAGCCCCAGUGCAGUAGUACCCUUGAGCAACAAUUACAAUAAAAAUUACCCAGCUGUAUGAGUAGUUUAGUGUACUAACCUAAUACUGUAAAACCCUGAAAACUCAGCUUGCAGAAUGGAAUCAGAACCACAUUCAAAGGGCCUUCAGGUUAAUAAGCAGAGUUUGUAAUUAAUACUGACAUGAAAGUGACUCAAGUUCCACAGUUUGAGCUGAAUGUGAGAUUUAAUACAUACAAUGUUAACUGUGCCAUUACGUUUAUUUGCUUUUAUCCAUAAAUAACAUGGAAUAAACUGAAAUGAUGUAAAAUCACC